This is a messenger RNA of Hypoxylon fragiforme, 1192 nucleotides long. Its product is annotated as Tim17/Tim22/Tim23/Pmp24 family-domain-containing protein. The record is from RefSeq and is a predicted model, not a curated record. Lineage: Eukaryota; Fungi; Ascomycota; Sordariomycetes; Xylariales; Hypoxylaceae. Gene Ontology annotation, cellular component: TIM22 mitochondrial import inner membrane insertion complex. The transcript is spliced from 3 exons. Bases 216 to 749 code for a protein of 177 amino acids. Gene Ontology annotation, biological process: protein insertion into mitochondrial inner membrane. Gene Ontology annotation, molecular function: transmembrane protein transporter activity.
GGGAUUAGUUCGCCAUUCAAGUUAGCAACCUUAACAAAGGCGGUCAUGUUCAGCAGAAAAAUAAUUGUCUUUCAGACCUUAAUUCCUUAUCAGAUUUCAAGAACUUGCAUGUGCGUCAGUAACAAGGUACAAUCAAGCCAAGGUAACAGUGGGUUGAACGGUUUGCCAUCGCCAUACAUACUUACACCCUAAAUACAUACAUACAUCUUCCCAACAUGAACGGCUUACCAGGAGCCGGAGCCGGAGCCGGCGGGCCACAGCAAUAUGAUGCAGCAAACGAUCCCAAUAUCAAAAGAUUAAACGCCAUAAUGGAGUCCUGCUUCGGGAAAGCCGCCAUCUCGGGCGUCAUGGGCUUCGGCAUGGGUGGUUUGUUUGGCAUGUUCAUGGCUUCCAUGGCCUACGACACCCCCUUCCACACGCCCGGCGCCCCCGGCGCCGCCCCGCAGCCCAUCGCCUCGCUGCCCAUGCGCCAGCAGCUCAAGAUCGGCUUCAAGGACAUGGGCGCGCGCUCCUACAGCACCGCCAAGAACUUCGGCAUGGUCGGUCUCAUGUUCGCCGGCAUCGAGUGCGGCAUCGAGGGCUACCGCGCCCGCAACGACCUCUUCAACGGCGCCGCCGCCGGGUGCCUCACCGGCGGCAUCCUCGCGCGCAGCGGCGGCCCCACCGCGGUUGCGGGAGGCUGCGCGGCGUUCGCGGCGUUUAGUACCGCGAUUGAUGUCUGGAUGCGGCAGCCGAAGGAGGAGGAUUAGUGCGGUAGUGAGGGGAGAGGAAUGGAUAAAAGGAGCAAUAAAGGGAAAAAGGAAAAGCCCCCCCUUUUAGAGAAAGGGGAGGCGGGGCGAGGACGAGGAAUACAAGGGGCUGUAUGAUUACGAAAAGCAAGCAAGCAAGCCUAGACACCUGAUUUCCUACCGGCUCUUCACGGUUCUAUUACGAGGCGUUGCGGCGGGCGGCAGUCGGUCGGUCGGUUGUUUGUUUGGAUAGCAUUUCAAGGCGUUUAGGUACAUAAUGGCUCCCAAGGAUAUCAUAUCCAUUGAUCCAUAUAAAAAGGGGCAGGGGUGGGAGGGAGGCAUCAACAUUCUCCACUUACCUAGGUAGAUAUAGAAGACAUCGUCGUGAAUUGUACAUAUACAUGUAUACACACACAUACACUCAUCCAGCUAAUUAAUGCUACAAGUCGAGAGAUGAGCGACAA